This is a messenger RNA of Culex quinquefasciatus (southern house mosquito), 2659 nucleotides long. RefSeq names its product mucolipin-3-like. Gene Ontology annotation, molecular function: NAADP-sensitive calcium-release channel activity. Bases 262 to 2253 code for a protein of 663 amino acids. Gene Ontology annotation, cellular component: lysosomal membrane; plasma membrane. The transcript is spliced from 2 exons. The record is from RefSeq and is a predicted model, not a curated record. Lineage: Eukaryota; Metazoa; Arthropoda; Insecta; Diptera; Culicidae.
ACUCUACAUCAGCCAGCCAACAGGAUCCAAGUAUUAGUCAGUCAAUUCAAGUCUGUCAACUAAGCUGCUGGUCGAGGACAUCGACGUCGACGUCGAGCAAAGAAAGAAAGUAUCAAGCCUAGCCUAUCAUCAACUCUCGUCAGUCCGCGUUCAUUGCCUGUUUGUUCUAAAUACUAGGCGCUCAUCAACUCACCGUGACGUGAGACGUGCACCGUAAUGUAAUCAGUGAGGUCUUCCUGCAGCAGCGAUACCGACGUUGAGAUGAGCAGUUACUCAUCGUCAUCGCCAGCGUCGACCUCGAAACAGCAUCAACCAGCAGCAGAUCAUUCCGCAGUUGUAGACGUCGUCGUAGCACCAGCAGAAUCGAACAAUGAAAAUCUGGUAGGGCAAAAGCAGAAAAUCAAUACCAACGCAGCAGCAGAACCAGUAGUGCAGCAGAGGGAAACUAUCCUGAACGACAGUGGUGUGGGUGAGGGUGGCUACAGAAUGAACAUCAACGAGUCGGACGAAGGCGUCGUGGAGUCCCCGGUGCUGGGCCACUCGCGAUCGGUGCAGCAGAACGAGGAACGACUUCGGCGGAAGUUGCAGUUCUUCUUCAUGAACCCGAUCGAGAAGUGGCAGGCCAAGCGACGAUUCCCGUACAAGUUUGUCGUUCAAGUGAUCAAGAUAAUCCUAGUCACGCUGCAGCUGUGUCUGUUUGCGCACUCGCGGUACACGCACGUCAACUACACCUGGGACAAUACGAUCACGUUUUCUCAUCUGUUCCUGCGAGGAUGGGACAUUACGAUGGAGGUCAGUACGUACCCACCGGAAACCGGGCCGCUUUCGGUGUACGUGAUCGAGGACUUUUUCAAAACGAUCGACUACGCGAUCGACGGUUACGCGAACCUCUCGGAAGCGAUCGGUCCGUAUUCGUACCCCAACGAAGACAACACGAUGGCCCCGAUGCAGCUCUGUUUGUACCGCUACAAGGAUGGUACGAUCUUCGGUUUUAACGAGAGUUACGUGUUCAACCCGGAAAUCGAUUCGCUCUGCCUCGAUCUCGACGGAAACGUUACCACGAUCGGUAGCCGCAAGUUUCUGCACCAGAAAGAUAUCCACAUCAACUUUUCGGCCCUAGUCAAAGCCGAACUCAAGUUUGCCAUCAAGACGGUCAACUUCAAGGCCGCUGGACCGAUCACCUCACCGGACUGCUACCAGUUUGACAUCCAGAUCCUGUUCAACAACCAAGAUCACGACGGCCAGAUGACCCUCCGACUGGAGGCGGAACCAACCCGCCUAGUCUGCCACGGUGACGUCGAGUUCAUCAAAAAGUCCCAGUUUGACGACGCCCUCCGCAGCAUCCUCAACAUCCUGGUGAUCCUCAUCUGCAUCGUGUCCUUUGCUCUGUGCGCUCGCGCCAUCUACCGUGCCCAACUCCUCCGAAUCAUCACCUGCGACUUCUUCCAACAAACCUACACCAAGGAACUCACCACCCAGGACAAGUGGGAGUUCAUCAACAUGUGGUACAUCAUGAUCGUGUGCAACGACGUCCUGCUCGUCAUCGGAUCCGCCCUCAAGGAAGAAAUCGAACGCAAGCACUUUAUCGCCGACGACUGGAACGUCUGCUCACUCCUCCUUGGCAUCGGAAACCUGCUCGUCUGGUUCGGCGUCCUUCGCUACCUAGGUUUCUUCAAAACCUACAACGUAGUGAUCCUCACCCUCAAGAAAGCAGCCCCCAAGAUCACCCGCUUCCUGCUCUGCGCCCUCCUAAUCUACGCCGGCUUCACCUUCUGCGGCUGGCUCGUCCUCGGCCCGUACCACAUCAAGUUCCGUUCCCUCUCAACCACCUCCGAGUGUCUCUUCUCCCUCAUCAACGGCGACGACAUGUUCGCCACCUUCACGAUCAUGUCCGACAAAUCCCUGAUGUUGUGGUGGUUCUGCCGCAUCUACCUGUACUCCUUCACCAGCCUGUACAUCUACGUCGUCCUGUCGCUCUUCAUCUCCGUCAUCAUGGACGCGUACGACACGAUCAAAAAGUAUUACAAGGACGGCUUCCCCAAGUCCGACCUGCGGAUGUUCGUGGGACCGUACGACGCCAACGACUUCUCCUCCGGAGUGUUCCGCGACGACGACUACUACGAGUGCGAGCGGAUCACGUUCGUGCAGUCCCUGCGAAGGAUAUUCUGCUUCUGGCGGGCCGAACCCGAGCGGGGACCAACCGGGUACACCUCGCUGAUGCCGAAAUCGUCCACGCCACAGGCGGGAUCGUAAAUACUGCGUAAAUCUGUGUUUUCUUCUGUGUAGGUUAAUAAAGUUGAAACUGCGACCAAAAAAUGCAAAAACGAAAACAAUAUUUUGAAAUUGAUGCCAAGAACAAGCAUGUAUACAAAAGAUACCCUGAAACCACUGCGAUUUGAGCACAAGUGUUACUCCAAAUAAUUCUAAUAGUCGAAUUUAGCACGCAAAAGUUAAUUACAUUUUAAGAUGAUGAAACAAUAAAGAUAUUAAAAAUAUAUUGUACAUAACACUCGAUUUUGUUGCGUUCCAGACUAUAGUCUAUAGACUAUAGACUAUAGUACGAGUAAGGCAUUUGAUUUCCACCAGGAAUUGUUUAUAAUUUAGUCAAUUAUUGCAAACGAAAAUUGGGAGAAUAAAAUUUAUUAUAUUUGAAAACUGA